This is a messenger RNA of Cheilinus undulatus (humphead wrasse), 4618 nucleotides long. RefSeq names its product ATP citrate lyase a (gene aclya). Gene Ontology annotation, biological process: acetyl-CoA biosynthetic process; fatty acid biosynthetic process; citrate metabolic process. NCBI's taxonomy places the organism in Eukaryota, Metazoa, Chordata, Actinopteri, Labriformes, Labridae. Gene Ontology annotation, cellular component: cytosol. Gene Ontology annotation, molecular function: ATP citrate synthase activity. Bases 139 to 3417 code for a protein of 1092 amino acids. The transcript has 28 exons. The record is from RefSeq and is a predicted model, not a curated record.
UCCGGCACCUCUGGUCACCGCGGACGGCGUGGGUGAAGCACUACAGCCGAAGAACCUCCACAUUCAACCGUUACUUUUCCAAGAGCCAACCGAGGAAGAAAAACAACUUUAAACAAGGUCAGUCUAUCCGAAGCAGUGAUGUCGGCCAAAGCCAUCUCCGAGCAGACGGGAAAGGAGUUCCUUUACAAGCACAUCUGCACGUCUGCGGCUGUACAGAACAGAUUUUGCUACGCCAACGUGACUCCUGAGACUGACUUCGAUCGACUUGCACAAGACCACCCAUGGCUGCUCACAGAGAGGCUGGUGGUGAAACCAGAUCAGCUCAUCAAGAGACGAGGAAAGCUGGGCCUUGUGGGCGUCAACCUGGACUUGAAAGGCGUCAGAGAAUGGCUGAAGCCCCGCCUCAUGAAAGAGACCAUGGUUGGAAAAGCAAAGGGUAUCCUCAAGAACUUCCUCAUUGAGCCAUUUGUGCCCCAUAAGCAGGAGGAGGAGUUCUAUGUUUGCAUCUAUGCCACUCGGGAGGGCGAUUAUGUGCUGUUCCACCAUGAAGGCGGGGUGGAUGUGGGAGAUGUGGAUGCUAAGGCAAAGAAGCUGCUGAUUGGAGUGGACCAGAAGAUCAGUGAAGACUCUGUUAACAAAGUACUCCUGACAAAUGCCCCCAACGACAAGAAAUCGGUGCUGGCCAGCUUCAUUGUUGGACUCUUCAAUCUGUAUGAGGACCUGUUCUUCACAUAUCUCGAGAUCAAUCCUUUGGUGGUUACAAAAGAUGGAGUUUAUGUGCUGGACAUGGCAGCCAAGAUUGAUGCCACAGCGGACUACAUCUGCAAGGCCAAGUGGGGCGAUGUGGAGUUCCCUCCACCCUUUGGCAGAGAGGCCUAUCCUGAGGAGGCCUAUAUCGCAGACCUUGAUGCUAAGAGUGGAGCCAGUCUUAAACUGACCCUGCUCAACCCAAGAGGCAGGAUCUGGACUAUGGUUGCAGGAGGAGGUGCCUCUGUCGUGUACAGUGACACAAUCUGUGACCUUGGUGGCGUCGAUGAGUUGGCUAACUACGGGGAGUAUUCAGGAGCUCCAAGCGAGCAGCAGACCUAUGAUUACGCUAAGACCAUCUUGUCUCUGAUGACGAGAGAGAAGCACCCCGAUGGAAAGGUUUUAAUCAUUGGUGGAAGCAUUGCAAACUUCACUAAUGUAGCAGCAACAUUUAAGGGGAUUGUGCGUGCAAUCAGAGACUAUCAGGGGCCGCUAAAGGAGCAUGAGGUCACCAUUUUUGUCCGCCGUGGGGGGCCAAACUACCAGGAAGGUCUCCGAGUGAUGGGAGAAGUUGGAAAGACCACGGGGAUUCCCAUCCACGUCUUUGGCACUGAAACUCACAUGACUGCGAUUGUUGGCAUGGCACUGGGCCACCGGCCAAUCCCAAACCAGCCUCCUGUUGCUGCUCACACUGCCAACUUCCUCCUCAACUCCAGUGGCAGCACAUCGACCCCAGCAUCCAGCAGAACAGCCUCUUUUUCUGAAAACAGGACUAAUGUGGAGAGUUCACCAGCCAAGAAGGCUAAAACAGGAGGUCCAAUGGCCAAGGCGACUACCCUCUUCAGUAAGCACACCAAGUCCAUAGUGUGGGGUAUGCAGACCAGAGCUGUGCAGGGCAUGCUGGACUUUGACUAUGUGUGCUCUAGAGAUGAGCCAUCUGUUGCAGCCAUGGUCUACCCAUUCACUGGAGACCACAAACAGAAGUUUUAUUGGGGCCAUAAAGAGAUCCUCAUCCCCGUGUAUAAGAACAUGGGUGAUGCCAUGAAGAAGCAUCCAGAUGUGGACGUGCUCAUCAGCUUUGCUUCCCUGCGCUCAGCCUUUGAUAGCACCAUGGAGACCAUGCAGUACCCACAGAUUCGCACCAUUGCCAUCAUUGCUGAGGGAAUCCCUGAAGCUCACACCAGGAAGAUCAUCAAGACUGCAGAUGAGAAGGGGGUUACGAUCAUUGGACCAGCAACUGUUGGGGGAAUCAAACCAGGCUGUUUUAAGAUUGGAAACACAGGAGGCAUGCUGGAUAACAUCCUCGCCUCCAAGCUCUACCGUCCAGGCAGCGUGGCCUACGUUUCCCGCUCAGGAGGCAUGUCCAAUGAACUCAACAACAUCAUCUCACGCACCACCGAUGGUGUUUUUGAAGGUGUGGCCAUUGGUGGGGACAGAUACCCUGGAUCUGUGUUUACUGACCACGUGCUGCGCUACCAAGACACACCUGGAGUAAAGAUGAUCGUCGUGCUGGGAGAGAUUGGAGGCACAGAGGAGUACAAGAUCUGCCAGGCUAUCAAACAGGGCCGGAUCACAAAACCAGUGGUAUGCUGGUGUAUCGGCACCUGUGCCACCAUGUUCUCCUCAGAGGUUCAGUUUGGGCAUGCCGGCGCUUGUGCCAACCAGGCAUCUGAGACAGCAGUAGCUAAGAAUAAAGCUCUGAAGGAGGCUGGUGCAUUUGUCCCCAGGAGCUUUGAUGAGCUGGGAGAAAUCAUUAAAUCUGUUUACGAUGACCUUGUUGCCAAAGGAGUUAUUCAGCCAGCUGAAGAGAUGCCUCCUCCCACUGUGCCAAUGGAUUACUCUUGGGCACGAGAGCUGGGCCUGAUCCGUAAGCCUGCUUCCUUUAUGACCAGUAUCUGUGAUGAGAGAGGUCAGGAGCUUAUCUACGCAGGCAUGCCAAUCACCGAGGUCUUCAAGUCAGAGAUCGGCCUCGGAGGAACUCUGGGGCUGCUCUGGUUCCAGAGAAGAUUGCCGAGGUACGCCUGCCAAUUCAUCGAGAUGUGCCUGAUGGUGACUGCAGAUCACGGCCCGGCUGUUUCUGGAGCUCACAACACGAUUGUUUGUGCACGAGCCGGCAAAGAUCUCAUCUCCAGUCUCACCUCAGGGCUCCUCACCAUCGGUGAUCGCUUUGGAGGUGCUCUUGAUGCUGCAGCAAAGCAGUUUAGCAAAGCCUUUGACAGCGGCAUGUUGCCUAUGGAGUUUGUCAACAAGAUGAAGAAAGAUGGCAAGCUGAUCAUGGGCAUUGGACACAGAGUGAAGUCGAUUAACAAUCCAGACAUGAGAGUCCAGAUCUUGAAAGAUUUUGUGAAGCAGCACUUCCCCUCCACCCAGCUGCUGGACUAUGCUUUAGAAGUAGAGAAGAUCACAACAUCCAAGAAACCUAAUUUGAUCCUGAAUGUGGAUGGCUUUAUUGGUGUGGCCUUUGUGGAUUUGCUCAGGACUUGUGGUGGUUUCACACGGGAUGAAGCUGAUGAGUUUGUGGAAAUAGGAGCUCUGAAUGGCAUCUUUGUCCUGGGCCGAAGCAUGGGAUUCAUUGGACACUAUCUGGACCAGAAGAGGCUAAGGCAGGGUCUGUAUCGACAUCCCUGGGAUGACAUCUCCUAUGUGCUCCCUGAGCACAUGUCCAUGUAGUAAGAGGAACAAAACUGGAACGUCAGCCACUUUUCUCCAAGUCCUUCAACUACCAUUUCCAUGCCCACACUGUGAUCAGUCGCCUUUAAACUGUAGCAUAAUAAAGAGAGGAUGUUACUGUUAAUAUAGAUGCCAAUAUUUAAGAGAAGACUGGAAGAGUGUGUUUUUAGUUUUUGAAAUCUAUCAGUGCUGCAGUCAUGUGUGUUUUGGUGAAGCUCAAGUCGGAAUACAUCAGGGUCGAACAACGUGUUUAGAGACUUAUCAGUCACAAAAUUAAAGUUAGGGAUUAAUGCACAUGGUUAGUCAAGUUCUGCUCACUCUAAAUAAUACUUCACUGUUGUAUUAACCAAGCAUGUGUGUUUGUAUCACAGACUGUUGUGUCUUUGUGCAGCUCUCAACAAUGUGCCAUUGAGAAUCAUGAGCUUGUAACAGAGGUUGAACAUUUAGUGCAAUAAUGCUAAUAAUAUAUAACAUACUGUAGAUCAGAGCUUUAUUUAUGUAUAGAUGUAUUAAAAGUAAGAAUUAAAUGGUACAAAAUAUUUUUAAACAUCAGUCUUCACACUGUGGAAACCAAUGUAUGAGUCAUUCCCAGCAGAUGCUGCUGCCCCCGCUAUAUUCCUUCACCUGUUAUUUUAAUGAAUAAUGCCACUGAAGUCAUAAACCCAUUGAUGCAGUUAUGGUUCUACCCUCUACCAACAAAACAAAAAAUGAACCAGUUUUUCAGCAAAAUACUGUUUUGAUUAUGUAGAUCAAAGAAAAGAGGUUAUCAUCUCAACAUUUCUGCAUCAGCCCUUUAUCAUAUCAAACCAUGUUUACUGUGAAAUGUCUUUAUAGUUUUAACAUUUUCAUGUUGGACGCUGCUGUUUUUAUUUGUUGUUCCAUCUUUACCUUUUUGAAUAGUAUCAAAUAUACAACACAGACAUUAUGUAGGUCUUUAAAGUUUUGCAGAUUUUCAGGCUAUGUUCGAGCAAAAUUGUUUGGUCAGCUAUGUUUUAAAUGGCAAAGAACCACAUAAUUAAUGCGGUCUAAAACUUUAAUGGCUAUUAUCAGUAAAAUUAUCUGUUUCAAAGUUCCAAAACUACAAAAAUUCUGUGGAAAAACCAUGCCUUCCCCAGGGCUGUCAUAAUGUUCAUGUUUCUAUUGUUUCAAUGUGAACUUGAGGUGCCUCUUUAUUGAUGUGUUGUUUGUUGACAGCCAUGUA